AUGCACUUGCUAUAUUACAGAAAAGAUGUCUCCAUUCCCAUUAAAAGGAGCUCCAACGAGGCCACGCACAACAUGCAUCGUCUGUUACAAAGGCAUGCUAAUGAAGCAUCUACACCAUCUGGUACUGUAAUAUCCCCUUUGGUUACCCCUACAUCCACACCGACAACAUCUACCUCUCCACCAUUUGGAAGUGUAUCAACCCCUUCAUCCACACCAGCCCCAUCGUCUGCCCCUGCCUCCACAACAAUCCUAUCAUCUACCCCUGCAUCCACACAUACACCAUCUACUCCCCCACUGUUUGGUACUGUAUCAGCCCCAUCAUCCACACAACCCCCAUCUUCUGCCCCUUCCUCUACAGAAACCCCAUCGACACCAAUUUCUACCGAACAACAAGAUGGACGCAUACAUAUUAAAGUUCGAGAGAAUGCGUUAUUACCUUUAGGUAAAUGUUCAACCAUAAUUAAGAAAUCAUUCCUAGAUAAAGUGGAUGAAAAUGGAUAUAAGUGGGUAACAAUAAGCGAAGAGAUAAAACAAUUUUAUUGGGAAGAGUUUCAGAAAAAAUAUCAGUGGGAUGCUGUAGUUGGUGGAAAAGCCCCUCCUACUCAUAAUGGCGGAUCGGCUUCACAUCAACAAAUUGCAGCCGACAUGGAGGAAUAUACGGGACAAGCUCCAUCAUGCUAUGAUGUAUUCAUGUUUACUCAUACUAAGGAUCAUGAUGGAAAGACGUUUCAAGUUGACAAAGCUAAAGAAGUUCAUGAUUUGUUUGUGUCACGACAUGCGGAUUUGGCACUGCUGGGAGAGGAAGUUGAUGAAAGUGAACUAUUUUAUACAGUUGUCAGAGGACAUGACCGUAAGAGAAGAAUUUAUGGGCUUGGAUCAUAUGACAUGUCCAUUUUUCGUGAAAAUUCUUCUCAAACAUGCACUUCACCGGAUACAACUUGUGAAAAACAUCAUCUUGAGACCAAGAUCCAGAAACUAUAGAGGAAACCAUAGAGCAACAAAGGAUGGACUUGAAUAAUGUGAGAAACAUGAUAAAUGAUAUAAGAAGCACAAAUAACCAGUGACAGAUU
This is a messenger RNA of Lactuca virosa, 1070 nucleotides long. NCBI's taxonomy places the organism in Eukaryota, Viridiplantae, Streptophyta, Magnoliopsida, Asterales, Asteraceae. The record is from the annotation of a GenBank genome assembly.